CCGGCCAUGCUCUUCCACAGCCUGGCCGGCUCGGAGAUGCACGGCGUCAUCGACGAGAUGGACCGGCGAGCCAAGGGUGACGCGCCCGCCAUCAGCUCAGCCAUCGACCGGGGCGAGACCGAGACGCACGCCAUGCCGUCCAUCAGCAGCGAGCGGGCAGCCCUGUGCGCCGGCUGCGGGGGCAAGAUUUCGGACCGCUACUACCUCCUGGCGGUGGACAAGCAGUGGCACAUGCGCUGCCUCAAGUGCUGUGAGUGCAAGCUCAACCUGGAGUCGGAGCUCACCUGCUUCAGCAAAGACGGCAGCAUCUACUGCAAGGAGGACUACUACAGGAGGUUUUCCGUCCAGCGCUGCGCGCGCUGCCACUUAGGCAUCUCCGCCUCGGAGAUGGUGAUGCGCGCCCGGGACUUGGUCUACCACUUGAACUGCUUCACUUGUUCGACGUGCGCCAAGAUGCUGACGACGGGCGACCACUUCGGCAUGAAGGACAACCUGGUCUAUUGCCGGCUGCACUUCGAGGCCUUGCUCCAGGGAGAGUACCAGCUGCACUUCAACCACGCCGAGGGGGCAGCAGGCAAAGGCCCGGCGCUGGGCGCCUCUGCCCCCCUUGGACUGCCCUACUACAAUGGCGUGGGCACCGUACAGAAGGGACGGCCCCGGAAAAGGAAGAGCCCGGGACCCGGCGCCGACCUGGCCGCCUACAAUGCAGCUUUGAGCUGCAAUGAGAAUGACGGGGACCACCUGGACCGAGACCAGCAAUACCCCAGCAAUCAGAAAACGAAGCGCAUGAGGACAUCUUUCAAACAUCACCAGCUGCGGACAAUGAAGUCUUAUUUUGCUAUUAACCACAAUCCGGAUGCCAAGGACUUGAAACAGCUCGCUCAGAAAACAGGCUUGACCAAGAGAGUUCUUCAGGUCUGGUUUCAAAAUGCCCGAGCCAAAUUCCGACGGAACCUUUUACGUCAAGAGAACACAGGGGUGGACAAGACGUCUGACUCCACGCUCCAAGCCGGCACACCGUCAGGCCCUGCCUCUGAAAUCUCCAAUGCCUCCAUGAGCCCUUCCAGCACCCCCACCACCUUAACGGACUUGACUAACCCCAGUAUGCCAUCUGUCACUUCUGUCUUGACGUCAGUGCCGGGGAGCCUGGAAGUCCAUGAAUCCCGGAGCCCUUCACAGACGACUCUGACAAAUCUUUUCUGAUGACUCUUUCUCCAAAUAAUUUCUUUAAAAAAGGAAUUAUUCUUAGUUGAAUUCCAAGUGUAUUGUGAAUAGAGGCUUUUCACAGCUGGGCUAGCCACAGCAUAGGGUCUUUCCAGGAAGUCAAAAGGCCGCUUUGUUCUGGUCUGAGAAUCGUGACGGACUAAGGAAUAACUUGGAAGUGCUACCUGCCACACAACAUUUGUGUCAAUGUACAGUUUUGUGGACUGGGCAAGGGAAACAGCAAUUAAUUUAAGUUGGCUAAAGCUUCUGUAAUUUUCAAAGACUGCCAUGUGCCUUAUAUACUGGUAUCCCAUCCUUCGGAUCACAUGUCCCCCUCCCCACCCUUUCCCUCCUUUCUCCUUUCUGUAUAUUUAUGACCAGGGCAAAGAAAAAAAAAGAGAAAAUGUUAAUAAGAGUUUGUUACUUUGAAUUAGUCCUAAGCCCCUUCAUUGGUUGUUCUGAUGUUUUAGAAUUUAAAAAGU
Messenger RNA from Eublepharis macularius, 1685 nucleotides. It is a transcript of the gene LHX2, whose product is annotated as LIM homeobox 2. The coding region runs from base 7 to 1203 and encodes 398 amino acids. Gene Ontology annotation, molecular function: DNA-binding transcription factor activity, RNA polymerase II-specific; RNA polymerase II transcription regulatory region sequence-specific DNA binding. The transcript has 5 exons. Lineage: Eukaryota; Metazoa; Chordata; Lepidosauria; Squamata; Eublepharidae. Gene Ontology annotation, biological process: regulation of transcription by RNA polymerase II; neuron differentiation. Gene Ontology annotation, cellular component: nucleus. The record is from RefSeq and is a predicted model, not a curated record.